AGAAAUUUCCGUGUGGAAGGCAACAGGAGAGGUGGACGAGGGCGAGGCGGAGGCGGCGGCGGCGGCAGAGGAGGAGAGGUGAUGGCGAGGGGAGACAGCUGCAUGGCGCGCGUUGGUGCCGGAGUCGCCAUCGGCGGCGGGGUCGGCGGAGCCGUGGGUGCUUGCUAUGGGACUUUUGAGGCAUUCAGAUACAAGAUCCCUGGGAUGCUAAAGAUCAGAUACAUUGGACAAACCACCGUUGGCAGCGCUGCAAUUUUUGGGCUUUUCUUGGGAGCUGGGAGCUUGAUUCACUGUGGAAAAUCUUACUAGUCUAUGUCCUAAGUUUUUUUUAACCCUACCUCAGUUGAUGGGCUUUAGAGGAUUCUACAUUUUGAACACUGCCCCGGGUGGCCUCAAAGGACCGUCUGUGAAAACAUUUAUUUGAUGUUUAUGUAUAAUUUAGCAGGUAAUAGCUCAGGGUUGGAAAGAACAGUCAAGUACUGUUAUUCACUCAGUCUUGAUAUGCUGGUCUUUUGGUGUGGAUAUAAAAUCUAUUUUCGUCUGCA
Phragmites australis (common reed) is the source of this 545-nucleotide messenger RNA. RefSeq lists its product as uncharacterized. The record is from RefSeq and is a predicted model, not a curated record. Gene Ontology annotation, biological process: protein insertion into mitochondrial inner membrane; protein import into mitochondrial matrix. NCBI's taxonomy places the organism in Eukaryota, Viridiplantae, Streptophyta, Magnoliopsida, Poales, Poaceae. The transcript is spliced from 3 exons. Gene Ontology annotation, cellular component: TIM23 mitochondrial import inner membrane translocase complex. Bases 82 to 309 code for a protein of 75 amino acids.